AUGGAAACUAAUUACUAAAAAGAAACGAAAAGGCCUUAACAAGUACUUAAAAUGGCAAAAUUAAACAAUAACUACGUAGAACCAGAGGACACGUAUGAGCCAAAAAGAAGAGUAAAAAUUUAGAGUACAUUAAAUUCAUUAGAAAUAGUAUAAUAAUUAAAUGAGGAUUCUUCAACUUAUAACGGCAUUGACUACUUUGAAAGUCUGCAAUAGAAGUAACCAAGUGAAAAGAAAGAAAAGACUCCUUAAAAAAUAGAGAGCGUGUCCUCAAUUUUGGCUAAAGGAUCCUUAAGGGAAAGAUUCUCUAAUCUUCAUUUGAUUACUUCUAUUGACAAAAUGCUCAUGCAUAGUAAAUAUUCCAGUUUGUGCCACUUUUUCAAAGAAAUUGAUGAAAUGCUUUUAUUUCUCCAAAGCUAAUAAAAACCGCCAUUCUUAAAUACAAUUUACGAAUUAUUGAGCCAAAAUUCUAAAAUUAAAGUCACUUAAUAAAUUAUUCAAUAAAUAUUGGAAAUCUUUCCAAAUGCUUAUGAUAUUAAUUGGUCUUUGAAUGAAAAAUUAAUAAGAUUAGACAGAAGUGAUUUAAUCAUAAAAGCCAAUUUAAAAUCUCAUGUCUAGUUGGGGGAACGUUUACAUUACUUUAAAUAAUUAAUGUUUGAUUACAUCUAAAAAAAUGGGGAACAAAUUGGCUUAGCAGCCUUACCCUAAAAUCCAUUUUAAUAAAAUCUACAAACGAAACCUUAAGAGACCAAUGCAUUAACCAAAUAAAUCCAAUAAUAAACUUAAAAACAUGAAAUUCAAAGUCAAGUAUCAAAAGAACCAACAUAUUCUAAAGUCAGUUAAAAUUUAAUAGAAAAAUUGAAAUAAAAAAAGAAACUAGAAAUUGUUUAAACUGAUCUUUCAGCGCCAAAAAAGUAAUUAAUAGCUAUAUCUUCAUUAAUUCAUCAAUAUUUUCUUAUAAGAGAUGUUUCAAAUAUGUUCUUAACAAAUGUUUUGAAAUACAGUUUAAAUAGUUUAAAAUAGUUUAUUCUAGAUGAAAAUUAAUUAAAAACUUAUAUUGAUUAAUUAAUAAAGUUAUGUCCACAUUGGAUUCAACUAAUUGACAAUUAGAAUGGCUAAAUCUUAAGGAUGAAUAGGGAAAUAGAUUUGCCUUCUAUUAUUAGAUCUAUUGAAUAAAUGUGA
This is a messenger RNA of Paramecium tetraurelia, 1179 nucleotides long. RefSeq lists its product as uncharacterized. Lineage: Eukaryota; Ciliophora; Oligohymenophorea; Peniculida; Parameciidae. The transcript has 2 exons. The record is from RefSeq and is a predicted model, not a curated record.